GGAAGGAUUGGUACCUGGUGUGCUUGUCACUUACUGUGACAGAUGUGAACGACAAUGUACCCAAGUGGGCAAUGGAGCCCUUCCCGUUCCUGGCUGUGGUUUCCCCUGAAGCUGCAGGAGGUACUGAAGUAUACAAGCUGCUUGCUCUGGAUGCAGAUGAAGGGAUCCAUGGAGCUGUAGAAUAUUUUCUCUUGGAAGGUGGUGAAGACAGAUUUGAAGUUGAAAAGGACACUGGCUGGAUUAAAACGACGGGUUUGCCGCUGGGCAAGGACAAGGAGUAUUUACUGACUGUACUGGCAGCAGAUAAACUUGGAAGCAGAGGGUCUCCAGCCUCUGUUUCUGUAAUUGCUGGAUUUCGGCCACCACAGUUCACCAACAUAUCAUACUUUGUUUAUGUUCCUGAAAGUAUGCCAAAAGGAAAAUCCUUUCUUACAGUCACUGCUGUAUCAUAUCAAAAGAAAUCCCUGAUCUACAGUUUACUGACUAAUCCCAGUGGUCUGUUCAGUAUUGAUCAGGCAACAGGAGAUAUCAGUUUAACUCGGAGUGUGGAUUAUGAGAGUGACCAACACCAGUAUCUUCUUUUGGUCAGAGCACAGGAAAAUGAGCAGUUCAGCAGUGCAGCAGAGGUUUUGAUUGUAAUCACAGAUGUGAAUGAUUGUGCCCCCGAAUUUCAUCAGUCAAUUUACAGCAAGGUUGGUGUUCCUGAAACAGUUACUAUGACAACUGCACUUCUACAAGUGACAGCCACUGACUGCGAUUCAAAAGAGAACGCCGAAUUGCUGUAUUACACUUUGAGUCAAGACUUCAGUAUUACUUCUCAUGGUACUGUUUUUCCAGCAACACGGUUGGACUAUGAGCGACCUGACCAUCUGUAUGAGUUUAUAAUUAUGGCUGUAGAUAAAGGAGAAGAGCCGAAGACUGGGACAGCAACUGUUAGGAUCCAUGUUUCAAAUGUGAAUGACGAAGCACCUGAGUUUUCUCAGACAAUCUACAGGAGUUUUGUUUCUGAAGAUGCAGGCCCAAACACACUGAUUGCUACAGUUAAUGCCAUUGACCCUGAUGGAGAUGGUGUGACAUAUGAUAUUCUGUCUGGGAAUCAAAAAGGAAACUUUGUUAUUGACAAUAAGAAAGGGCUAGUUAGACUUCGUUCAAGUCCGUUUCCUAAGCUGCAGGGAACAGAAUAUGUACUUAAUGUCAUAGCUACUGAUGAUAAUGCCUCUGGAGGGCCCCAUUCUCUUACAAGUACUGCCCAGGUUGUUGUGAAAAUUGAUGAUGUCAACACAAACAAACCUGUCUUUCAGAAGUGUCAGUAUUAUCAGAAACAUGCUUCUGUACUGGAAAACCAGCCUUCAGGGACAGUUGUGCUGCAGGUUGAAGCUACUGAUGCUGACGAAGGAGCCAACGGUCUAGUGAAAUAUGGCUUGGUGCAGAGAGGUGGUGUCCUGCCAGCAUUUAGUAUUCAUCCUGACACAGGUGUACUGGCAACUGUUCAGGUAUUUGAUCGAGAAAAGCAGAGGGAAUAUCCUGUCACUGUGACAGCAACAGAUCAGGCAGCGGAACCGCUCACUGGAAUAUGUCAGAUAAAUAUUAUCAUCUUGGACCAAAAUGACAAUGAUCCCAGAUUUGAAAACACUCGUUAUGAAUAUUUCCUAAGAGAGGACACAAGAGUUGGGACCAGCUUUCUUCGUGUUGCAGCCCAUGAUGAUGACUACAGCUCCAAUGCUGCCAUUACAUAUUCGAUAGCAAAUGAAGAACCAAAUUAUUUACAGAUUAAUCCUACUACAGGCUGGGUGUUCGUGAACCAACCCAUAUCUCAGAAGUCAUCUAUAAUUCGAGAGAUUAUUGCUACAGAUGGAGGUAAUAGGAGUAGUAAAGUUGACCUUGCAGUAACUGUUACCAGUGCAAAAAACCAGCCUCCACAGUGGGAAAGAGACAGCUAUGAAGUUGUUAUUCCAGAGAACACGACACGAGAUGCAUCAAUUUUGACAAUCAAAGCAACUUCUGCCCUUGGUGAUCCCCGUGUGACUUACAACUUAGAAGAGGGACUUGUUCCAGAGACCAACAUGCCGGUUCGUUUCUACCUGACUCCAAACAGACAUGAUGGUUCUGCCUCAAUCCUGGUAGCUGAGCCACUAGAUUAUGAAACAACAAAGAACUUUCUGCUGAGAGUUCGAGCACAGACUGUUACUACAGUUCCUCUGGCAGCAUUCACUACAGUCUAUAUUAGUGUAACAGAUGUCAAUGACAAUGUCCCAUUCUUUACUUCACCUAUUUAUGAAGCCUCAGUAUCAGAAGGAGCUGGUGUUGGGACAUUUGUUGUUCAGGUGUCUGCCAUCGACCUUGACUUUGGUCAGAAUGGUGAGGUAACUUACUCCAUGUUACAUGACAGUAGCAGAGACUACACAUAUUUUCGCUUGGACUCAUGGACAGGUUCAAUAUACACUGCCUCAUUGUUUGAUAGAGAGAAGAAGGUGUCCUAUCUUCUAGAAGUCAAGUCAGUAGAUGGCUGUGAGUCAGCUCGACCUGGAAAACAUGGGAAGCCAAACUCUGACACUGCCUACGUGCACAUUUUUAUCACUGAUGUGAAUGAUAACAAGCCUGUGUUCACUCAGAGUGUCUAUGAAGUAAAUGUGGAUGAAGACCAGGAUGUGGGCUCAACUAUCAUUACAGUCAGUGCUAGUGAUGAAGAUGAAGGAACAAAUACUAAAUUACAGUAUCAGAUCACAGCUGGGAACACAGGAGGAGUCCUUGGUGUAGAAUCAGAAACAGGAGCCAUUUUUAUUGCCCAACCACUGGAUUAUGAAGAAACAAAAAUGUAUGAGAUUCGCAUGUUGGCCUCUGAUGGGAAAUGGGAAGACUAUGCAGUUAUCAUCAUCAAUGUCAUGAAUAAAAAUGAUGAGAUUCCAGUUUUCUUUAUCAACGAAUACUGUGGAAGUAUAAUUGAGGAACUGGAUGGAUUACCAGUCUUUGUACUUCAGGUUAUGGCAAAUGAUCCUGAUAGCGAUGCGGAUGAAGGAGAUUUGAGGUACUCACUGCAUGGGCAUGGUGCAGCUGAUACUUUCACAAUAGAUGAGAGAACAGGCAGCAUUUAUUCCAACAAGAUGCUGGAUCGGGAAGAGAGAGCAGUGUGGAGAUUUGUUGUAUUGGCUACGGAUGAAGGUGGAGGAGGACUUACGGGAUUUGCUGAUGUAACUAUUAACGUGUGGGAUAUAAAUGACAAUGCACCCAUGUUCUCCUGCAUGCCUGAUGAUUGCAAUGGGAACGUCUUGGAAAAUCCUCCUGCAGACACGUUAGUCAUGGAAAUGGGUGCUGUCGAUCGUGAUGAUCCAAAUGUAGGUCUUAAUGCUGUCCUGACCUACAGGAUAACAGAGAAUGUAAGAAAUGAGUUUGGUGCUGACAUGUUUAAUAUCAACCCCGAUACUGGUACGAUCCACGUAGUGGGGGGAAUGCUAGACAGAGAAAGGAAUGAAAAUUACUUUCUUACUGUUGAAGCAAGAGAUGGGGGAGGGCUAACAGCAACAGGCACUGCCACUAUCUGGAUUGUAGACAUCAAUGAUCAUGUACCUAAAUUCACAAAAAAUGUGUGGCAGGCAGUAAUUCCUGAAAACAGUGCCAUUGACUCAGAAGUGCUGCAGGUGUGUGCUACAGAUGCAGAUGUUGGGGAAAAUGCCAACUUAAUAUUCAGUAUCAUCAGGGGAGACCCAGAUCAGAAGUUUUAUAUUGGGAAUGACGAAGAAUGGCAAUGUGCCACUAUUCGACUGAAAAAAAAGUUGGAUUUUGAGAAUGCACAUGAAAGGCAGUUUAAUCUUACUAUUGCAGUGGAAGAUCUUGAUUUUUCUAGUAUUGCAGUGUGCCUGAUUGAAGUUGAAGACUCUAAUGACCACAGCCCAGUUUUCCUUUCCCAGUUUAUUCAGACAAGCCCUUUCUUUGAAAACAUGCCUGUAGGUACUACAGUAAGCACAGUGAGAGCUACAGACAAGGACUCUGGUUUGAAUGGGAACAUUAUAUAUUCUAUAAAGUCAGAUUCGGAUCCUAUGAGAGAGUUUGCGGUUGACCAAUAUGGUCAUGUGGUUGUGGCCAGUACACUAGAUCGUGAAGUCAUUCAGAAAUACAGUUUAAUUGUACAAGCUUCAGAUCAAGGGACACCUGCCCGCACUGGAAGUGUUACGGUUCUGAUUAACUUGCUUGAUGUUAAUGACAAUGGACCACGGUUUGAGGCACCGUAUAUGCCUGUAGUUUGGGAAAAUAUAUUGAAGCCUGAAACAGUGUCAAUGAACCAUACAUCAAAACUGCUGCAUGCGUUUGAUCCAGACAGUGAGGAAAAUGGGCCACCCUUCGUGUUUUCACUGCCACCAGAUUAUCAGAGUUCUUUGGAUUUUUCUCUUACUGACAACAGAAAUAACACAGCAACUGUAACUGCUUUGAGGUCCUUUGACAGAGAAAAGCAGAAGGUGUUUCAUCUGCCAAUAGUUAUAACAGAUAGUGGGAUUCCAGCUAUGAGCUCUACGAGCACCCUAACUAUAACAAUUGGUGAUGAAAACGACAACUGCCAUGAAUCUGGCCAUAAGGAAGUCUAUGUGUACAGUUACAAGGGAAAAUGGUCAACAGCAGUGCUUGGGGAAGUGUUUGCACCAGAUCAAGAUGACUGGGACAAUAAAACAUUUCUCUCUGAAGGAAAAAUGCUGAAGUCUUUCAGAUUAAAUCAGAAGACUGGUUCUUUGAUGAUGGUGGAUAACACUCCUCAAGGAAUAUACAACUUAAAAGUGAGAGUUUCUGAUGGAGUUUGUCCUGAUGUUAUAUCUACAGUACAAAUCCAUGUCGAAGAGCUGGAAAACGAAACCAUACAAAACUCAGCCACAGUGCAUCUAUCAAAUGUCACAGCAGAGGAGUUCAUAAGGAGAGAUGAACAUGGCAAAACGAGACAUGGCAAGUUCAAGGAAUUACUAGCAAAGAUGUUACUCACUAAGUCCAGUGAUGUCAUGGUCUUCAGUGUGAUGAACAUUGAUGGAAAACAGAUAGAUGUAAGAUUUGCAGUCCGUGAUGGCUCAGCAUAUUACAGACCUGAGAAACUGCAUGCGGAGAUGGCAGCAUUUAAAAAUGAGAUCCAGUCAACUUUACAACUGAACAUUUCACAGAUAGACGUAGAUGAAUGUAGGAGUGCAAACUGCAGCGAGGGCAGUGGCUGCACCAGCUACCUCACCGUGAGUGACAUCCUGACAGUGGUGGAUACGGGCAGUGUGUCGUUUGUGUCAGUAACAGCCACCACCAAUGCAGUCUGCACCUGCUCAGCUCGGGAGCGAGUUCAUCACUCCUGCUCCUCCUACCCUCAAAGCCCUUGUCUCAAUGGUGGGGUUUGUAUUGACACUUUGAAUGGUUACAGAUGUCUUUGUCCUGCUUCAUUUCACGGACCAGACUGCCAGCAGACAAAGCACAGUUUCCAUGGAAAUGGUUAUGCAUGGUUUCGUCCCAUCAGGCCUUGUUUUGAAAGCUCACUCUCUCUCGAGUUUAUUACUGUGGUUCCAGAUGGACUUUUACUGUAUAGUGGUCCUUUAUCAAAUCCAGAACCUGGGAGCACAGAAAACUUCAUUGCAAUAG
This is a messenger RNA of Nestor notabilis (Kea), 5595 nucleotides long. Its product is annotated as neural-cadherin-like. Gene Ontology annotation, biological process: homophilic cell-cell adhesion. Gene Ontology annotation, cellular component: plasma membrane. The record is from RefSeq and is a predicted model, not a curated record. Gene Ontology annotation, molecular function: calcium ion binding. The transcript has 22 exons. The annotation marks the transcript as partial. NCBI's taxonomy places the organism in Eukaryota, Metazoa, Chordata, Aves, Psittaciformes, Psittacidae.